AGGGAAAAGCGAAAACCCUUUGGCUUUGACAGCCGCUGCCACAAGUCUUUCCGUCUCCCCAGGCUGCCUGGGAGCUGGGAGCGGGAUUAUGGUGGCCUGAGCAGCAAACGCAGCCGUAGGAGCCCGGAGCCCCUGACCCUUCCCCUGCUGCCGCCCCGCCGGGAACACCAGGAAAGCAGCCUCCGACCUGCCAUGCCCGCCCCGCCCAGCCCCCCGGGGGGCCCGAGCCGGCCUCUCCCGGACCUCUGUUGAGGUUGGACCGCUGUCCAGAUGUAGCCAGGCGCCGGAUCCGUCUCCUCCCCUCCUGUCUCUCUGUGGAUCUCUCCUGACCGCUCCCCACAGCCUGGACCCAGGGCUGGCCGAGGGGCCUGCAGGCGCUGGAGCCCUGAUGCCUCACCGCUCACUCUCCUGAGAAGCCACCUCCAGCACCCAGAGUUGGGGUCAGGCCACAGGGACGGUCGCGGGCUGGAGUGAGCCCAGAGCGCCCCAAGGCCAGGGCCCACCAUGGCCCAAGCGCUGCCCUGGCUCCUGCUGUGGAUGGGCUCUGGGGUGCUGCCUGCCCACGGCUCCCAGCCUGGCAUCCGGCUGCCCCUGCGAAGCGGGCUGGGGGGCGCCCCCCUGGGGCUGCGGCUGCCCCGGGAGACCAACGAGGAGCCCAGCCGGAGGGGCAGCUUUGUGGAGAUGGUGGACAACCUGAGGGGCAAGUCCGGUCAGGGCUACUACGUGGAGAUGACCGUGGGCAGCCCCCCACAGACGCUCAACAUCCUGGUGGACACAGGCAGCAGUAACUUCGCAGUGGGGGCCGCCCCCCACCCUUUCCUGCACCGCUACUACCAGAGGCAGCUGUCCAGUACAUACCGGGACCUCCGGAAGGGCGUGUACGUGCCCUACACCCAGGGCAAGUGGGAGGGGGAGCUGGGCACCGACCUGGUGAGCAUCCCCCAUGGCCCCAACGUCACCGUGCGUGCCAACAUCGCCGCCAUCACUGAAUCAGACAAGUUCUUCAUCAAUGGCUCCAACUGGGAGGGCAUCCUGGGGCUGGCCUACGCUGAGAUCGCCAGGCCUGAUGACUCCCUGGAGCCAUUCUUUGACUCGCUGGUAAAGCAGACCCACGUGCCCAACCUCUUCUCCCUGCAGCUCUGUGGUGCUGGCUUCCCCCUCAACCAGUCGGAAGUGCUGGCCUCAGUUGGAGGGAGCAUGAUCAUCGGGGGGAUCGACCACUCGCUGUACAUGGGCAGCCUCUGGUACACACCCAUCCGGCGGGAAUGGUAUUACGAGGUGAUCAUUGUGCGGGUGGAGAUCAAUGGACAGGAUCUGAAAAUGGACUGCAAGGAGUACAACUAUGACAAGAGCAUCGUUGACAGCGGCACCACCAACCUUCGUUUGCCCAAGAAAGUGUUUGAAGCUGCUGUCAAAUCCAUCAAGGCAGCCUCCUCGACGGAGAAGUUCCCAGACGGUUUCUGGCUCGGGGAGCAGCUGGUGUGCUGGCAAGCAGGCACCACCCCGUGGAACAUUUUCCCGGUCAUCUCACUCUACCUAAUGGGUGAGGUCACCAAUCAGUCCUUCCGAAUCACCAUCCUUCCACAGCAAUACCUGCGGCCAGUGGAAGAUGUGGCCACGUCCCAAGACGACUGUUACAAGUUCGCCAUCUCACAGUCAUCCACGGGCACCGUCAUGGGAGCCGUUAUCAUGGAGGGCUUCUACGUUGUCUUUGAUCGGGCCCGGAAACGAAUUGGCUUUGCUGUCAGUGCUUGCCAUGUGCACGAUGAGUUCAGGACAGCAGCGGUCGAAGGUCCUUUUGUCACGCUGGACAUGGAAGACUGUGGCUACAACAUCCCCCAGACAGACGAGUCGACCCUCAUGACCAUAGCCUACGUCAUGGCUGCCGUCUGCGCCCUCUUCAUGCUGCCCCUCUGCCUCAUGGUGUGUCAGUGGCGCUGCCUCCGCUGCCUGCGCCAUCAGCAUGAUGACUUUGCUGAUGACGUCUCCCUGCUGAAGUGAGGAGGCCCACGGGCAGAAGAGAGAGAUCCCCCUGGACCACAGCUGGUGGUUCGCUCUGGUCACGAGGAGGAAACACAGAUGGCACCUGGGGCCAGAGCACCUCAAGACCCUCACCCACCCACAAACGCCUCUGCCUUGACAGAAAAGGAAAAGCUGGCAAGGUGGGUUGCAGGGACUGCACCUGUAGGAACCAGGAGAGGGAAGAAAGAAGUGCUCUGAUGGCGGGAAUCCUCUUGGUCACCUCAAACUUGAGUUGGGAGAGUCUGCUGCUUGAAACUUCAGCCCUGAACCUUUGUCCACCAUCCCUUUAGAUUCUCCAACCCAAAGUAUUCUUCUUUUCUUAGUUCCAGAAGGAAGGUGACCCCAGCGUGUGUCUCUGCAGUACCCUAGCAGAGAAAGGGCCAAUCUUGUUUCCCUGCUGGCCACAGUCAGCGGGAACGGACGCACCGUUUGCUGUUUGCUUUAGAGAUCGGGACUGUAUAGGCAAGCCUACAACACUGGUGCAAAGACUGGCUCUUGAAUUAAAAAAUAAUUUAAAAAUAA
Molecule: messenger RNA, 2544 nt
Organism: Mesoplodon densirostris (Blainville's beaked whale)
Lineage: Eukaryota; Metazoa; Chordata; Mammalia; Artiodactyla; Ziphiidae
Gene: BACE1
Product: beta-secretase 1
Exons: 9
Coding region: 505-2001 (498 amino acids)
Biological process (GO): amyloid-beta metabolic process; membrane protein ectodomain proteolysis
Cellular component (GO): endosome; membrane; trans-Golgi network
Molecular function (GO): aspartic-type endopeptidase activity
Source: RefSeq, a predicted model, not a curated record